Hevea brasiliensis (rubber tree) is the source of this 1181-nucleotide messenger RNA. RefSeq names its product histone H1. The record is from RefSeq and is a predicted model, not a curated record. Gene Ontology annotation, cellular component: nucleus; nucleosome. Gene Ontology annotation, biological process: negative regulation of DNA recombination; nucleosome assembly; chromosome condensation. The coding region runs from base 110 to 958 and encodes 282 amino acids. NCBI's taxonomy places the organism in Eukaryota, Viridiplantae, Streptophyta, Magnoliopsida, Malpighiales, Euphorbiaceae. Gene Ontology annotation, molecular function: nucleosomal DNA binding; structural constituent of chromatin; double-stranded DNA binding. The transcript is spliced from 2 exons.
GUCAUCAUCUCAUUCAAUAGAAAUCCUUAAUCGAAUUCAAUACCGUUCCUUUACACAAUUUUGUGUUCUCGAAUCCGAAAUAUUAGAUUUUGUUUCUGAUCCAUCCUUAAUGGCCACUGAAGAUCCAGCCGCUGCUGUUGAGGCCAAUACUGAGCCGGCCACCACUGAGCCUGCAGAGGAAACACCGGCCACCAAGACCGCUAAGGCCAAAAAGGCUAAGGAACCCAAGGCCAAAAAAGCUGCUGCACCUAAGAAACGUAGUCCACCAUCCCAUCCUCCAUACGAAGAGAUGAUUAAGGAUGCCAUUGUGACUUUGAAGGAAAAGAAUGGUUCAAGUCAGUAUGCGAUUACUAAGUUCAUUGAAGAGAAACAGAAGCAUCUGCCUCCUAACUUCAAGAAGCUGUUACUAUUCCAUUUAAAGAAGCUUGCAGCUGCUGGUAAGAUUGUGAAGGUGAAAGGAUCAUUCAAGCUCCCACCAGCAAGGUCAUCGGCGCCAAAGCCUACUUCUCCUGCUGCUGCUCCGGCCAAGGCUAAGAAGAAGCCUGCUGCCUCCAAGCCCAAGCCCAAGCCUAAGCCUAAGCCCAAGCCAAAGGCUACUGCCAAGCCAAAGGAAACCAAGUCGACGAAGGCCGCUACCGCUGCUACAGCCAAGACGAAGGCAGCUGCUAAGCCUAAGGCGAAGCCAAAGCCGAAGGCGGCUGCCAAGCCUAAGGCUGCGCCUGCUAAGAGUAAGCCUGCUGCAAAGCCUAAGGCUGCUCCGGCUAGACCAAAGCCAAAGGAGAGACCGGCUAAGGCGGCUAGAACAUCGGCGAGGACGAAUCCAGGAAAGAAGCCAGCGGCUCCCAAGGCGGCAUCGAAAAAGGCUCCUGUUGCAAAGAAGACUCCUGCCAAAAGCGUGAAGGCGAAGAGCGUAAAGUCGCCAUCGAAGAGGGCUUCAGCUAGGAAGGGAAGGAAGUGAUGGUGGCGGAGGCAUACCAUAUGUUGUAGUGUUUGUAGGGUAGUUUUGUAAAUUCGGUGGCUUUGAGGUGAAUUUGGAUCCAUGUAUGCCAGUUGGACAAAAAUGAAGACAUCGGAUCUUUUUCUAUUUUAUUUUAUUUUAAUUUCUUAAUUUUAUUUAAUGGAUUUCAAACAAUAUAAGUUGUAAGAUCAGUUCAACUUAUAUAUGAUAUAAAUCUUUCUUA